AGCAGGAAGGAAGGAAGGAAAGAAAGGCAGGGAGGGAGGGAAAGAAAGAAAAAAAGGAGAAUGAAACCAAAAGUAGAGAUAAGCUGAUGCCUUAGUCUUGAGAAAAGAUGUGUGGAUUUAGGAUCAUGCCUCUUUCUAUGACAGGGGCCGUGCAGUGUACAGUUUAAGAUAAUGCAUAAUUGAUAGUACCCACUGCUCCAUGCACUGGGACAGAGAAAUUGGCUUGAGCCACUUGUCAUAUACAAAACCCUUAAUUCUCUUUUCUCUCUUCUUGGCAUUCAGCUGUUUUUCUGGAUGAAUUCAUCACCAUUAGUUUAAAAAAAACAACAACUCUUUUUUCCUAAGGGAAGAGUAGUACAUUGUCGCCACACAAUGUCCUCUGUUUUUCCCUGCCUUUCUUCUCUACUUGUGGUACCAGUCAUUUCCCAUCAGCAGGCAGCACUGGCCUGAAUGCCUUUGUUGCUCGUAAGUGAGAAGUCACCUCCUUACUUAGAGGGAAGGUAAAUGUUGCAGUGGAACAUAGUGCAGCCAUUCCUAGCUCAGGAGUCUACAGCUUUAUGAUGGUGUGAAAGGGAUAUGCGUUCAGUAGAAAACACACUUUGAGUACCCCUACAACAAUUGUGUUUUUCAUUUUGGGUACAGUAUUCAAUAAAUUACAUGAGAUAUUCAACACUGUAUUAUAAAAUAAGCUGUGUGUUAAAUGGUUUUGCCAAUUAUAGCUUCUUGUCAAUGUUCUUAGCACAUUUAAGGUAGGCUAGGCUAAGCUAUAAUAUUCAAUAGGUUAAGUGUAUUAAGUGCUUUUUCAACUUAGGAUAUUUUUAACUUACAAUCGGCUUAUCAGCACAUAACCCCAUUGUAAGUCGAGCAGCAUCUGUAUAGGAAUUAAGAGUCUGUCACUUAUCAUCUUCAGCAGUUCUUCUGCAUCUCAGUUUCUUCAUCCGUAAAACUGGUGUCAUAAGAGGGUUGUUGUGAGAUUAGACCGGUUCAUAUGUGUAAAAGCCCUUAGAAUAAUAUCUGACACAUAAUAGAUGAUCAAUAAGUUUCAGCUGCCAUCCACAACAAGGAAUUAUCCAGUCUAAAAUGUCAGUAGCAGUACCUUAAGAGAGGAAAAAAGGUAUUACCAAGAUGGAGAAGCCUUGCCCACAAUGUGUUGCCCGUGUCUAUAUAGGCUACUUUUGAAAAUGGAGUAGGUGGGGAGUGGUGAUCAUACAUUCUGAUGCUGGGUCUCUGGGGCUGUAGGAGUGAUGCUGAGUUGGAACUGGCACUCCACUGGCUCCUCCUAAGGAGUCUGUAGUUCCAAGGGUAUUAACAAGGUUAGUUGCCAAGUCCAGUGCACAUGCUUGACUCUCACACAUCUUAGAAACCAUGAGUGGCCAAUCUCUAUUGGGUCAGAUCCAAAUUCUCGAAGGGGCUAGUUCAGAGGGGCUUGGAAGGUUUUAUUUUCAUCCAAAAAUUUUUCACAGUGGGCCCACUGCUCACCCAAACUCAUUAAGGUAAUUGGUUUUAAUCAAAGUUUUCUGGUCCCCAAGUCACAUGUUUUUCAAUGCUGUGAGGGCUAGGCAAGGGUUUAACGUGAUCCUUUCUCCUCGGUUCCCACUCUAUAACCCUAAACAAAAAGCCCUUUUAAAGAUAAUUCUAAGUCAAAAGUGUGGCAGACAUGUUGAGUUCACAGUUUACAAUGCAAUAUAUCACUGACUAAAAAAAGAUAAACUCUGAGGACCAAUGUUUAAUGCAUAUAGAAAUAACUUCUAUUACUUUAGCAUUUGAAUUCACUGUUUCUUCCUCUCCCCUGUGAAAUCCUUCGUAAUUAUUCAAAACUUGCUAAAGCAAGUCAAGUUUUUGGACCUUCUGAACAGGGCAACUAAAUGUCAUUCCAUACACUUUCUCAGUGACUCCGUGUCAGUUCUCAGCAGUGAAGGGAGAACAGAGGUCACUCUGCCUGACUGAUUUUAAACGAUCACCUUUUUCAGAUGCUUUUGGUAUGGGAACAAAAUCAGCCAUAACCUUCAGAGUUUUAAAUGUCAUUGUUAAUGCAUCAGAAAACCCAAAGACAGAGAGUCUGGAGAAUUGUAUGUAACAUUUAGAUCAUUUUGGUAAACAAUUAAGUUUUUAGUGUAUGUUUAAUGUGCAUUCUGUUUGGGGCCUCUGAGUUUGAAUCCCUGAGACCGAGCUGAUGUUUAGCAACCAUUUCUUAACCAGGAAAUGCCUCCCCUGCUCCCAGCCCAUAGCCAUUUGAGCUUCACUGGCUUUUUUGAACAGAAGCCUUUCUCAGUUUGUGCUUGGUUCAGUGAACACGGUUACUGUUUAAAAACAGUGGCUGUCGAGUUGUAUGUCUCACCACCCUUUGCUCUUCUUCUGAGCUACCUCACGCUGUGUGAGAGAUAAUACUUGGCAUGAUUAAACUGCCCCUUCACUGAUAUUUGGUCUUUGCCUGGCUGAGGACGCAAAGCAAGAAGAGGAAGACAUGCAGAUAUGUUGCAGGAUAUUCAAGAAAGAAGGAUUUUAGCAUGGAAGAUACUAAACUGGACUCGCCCGACAGCUAUAAAGUACAAGAUAAGAAAAAUGCUUCCAACCGCCCUGCCUCUGCAAUUUCAGGACAAAAUAACAACCACUCAGGAAAUAAACCAGACCCUCCGCCUGUGUUACGUGUUGAUGACCGGCAGCGCCUGGCCCGGGAGCGACGUGAGGAACGGGAGAAACAGCUAGCUGCAAGAGAAACUGUGUGGUUAGAAAGGGAAGAGCGAGCCAGGCAGCACUACGAGAAGCACCUGGAAGAGCGGAAGAAGAGGUUGGAGGAGCAGAGGCAGAAGGAGGAGCGGAGGAGGGCUGCUGUGGAGGAGAAGCGGAGGCAGAGACUUGAGGAGGACAAAGAACGCCAUGAAGCUGUUGUACGGCGUACAAUGGAAAGGAGCCAGAGGCCAAAACAGAAGCAUAACCGGUGGUCGUGGGGAGGCUCUCUCCAUGGGAGCCCUAGCAUCCACAGUGCAGGUGGUUUUGUUGAAUCAUCAUUCUCCUCUCUCGAUUUAGCAGGCCUGGACCACCACUUCAUAACUUUUGGUGGUACUAGAAAAGCUGAUCCAGACAGGAGGUCAGUUUCCACCAUGAAUCUUUCGAAACAUGUUGAUCCCGUCAUUAGCAAGCGGCUCUCCUCCUCAUCUGCAACUUUACUUAAUUCUCCAGAUAGAGCUCGCCGCCUGCAGCUCAGCCCAUGGGAGAGCAGCGUUGUUAACAGACUCCUGACGCCCACACAUUCGUUCCUGGCCAGAAGUAAAAGCACAGCUGCCUUGUCUGGAGAAGCAGUUAUCCCCAUUUGUCCUCGUUCAGCAUCUUGCAGUCCCAUCAUCAUGCCCUACAAAGCUGCACACUCUAGAAAUUCGAUGGAUCGACCAAAACUCUUUGUAACACCACCUGAGGGCUCUUCUCGCAGGAGGACCAUUCAUGGCACAGCGGGCCAUAAAAAAGAAAGAGAGAGAGAAAAUACACCCUUCCUCCUUACAUCUGGCACCCGAAGGGCUCUAUCUCCAUCUAAUCCCAAAGCAAGACCGCCAGCUUCCUCCCGACUUUGGCUUCCGUCCAAGUCUCUUCCUCACUUGCCUGGGACACCCAGACCCACAUCCUCUUUGCCACCCGGCACAGUCAAAGCUGCUCCUGCUCAGGUCCGGCCCCCAUCCCCUGGCAACAUCCGCCCUGUCAAGAGGGAAGGCAGAGUGGAGCCUGAGAAAAAAGACCCUGAGAAAAAGGACCCUGAGAAGGAACCCCAGAAAGUUGCCAAUGAGCCCUCACUAAAGGGCAGAGCACCUUCAGUGAAGGUGGAAGCCACCACAGUUGAAGAGGGGACACCUGCCAAACCAGAAGCUGGCCCUGCUGCUCCAGCCACGGCCCCAGCUCCAGCCACGGCCCCAGCUCCAGCCUUGGCCCCAGCUCCAGCCUCGGCCCCAGCUCCAGCCUCAGUCCCCACCCCAGCCAUGGUCCCACCACCGGCAUCCACUGUGACUGUCAGUGCUUCUCCUAAGCCUUCUGCAGGAACCACCGACCCAGAAGAGGCCACAAGGCUGCUAGCUGAGAAGAGGCGGCUGGCCCGAGAGCAGAGAGAAAAGGAAGAAAGGGAGAGGAGGGAGCAGGAAGAGCUUGAAAGGCAAAAGAGAGAGGAAAUGGCUCAACGGGUGGCUGAAGAGCGGACUCGCCGUGAGGAGUCUCGCCGGCUGGAGGCCGAGCAGGCCCGGGAGAAGGAGGAGCAGCUGCGGAGGCAGGCGGAGGAGCGGGCGCAGCGCGAGCGGGAGGAGGCGGAGCGGGAGGAGGCGGAGCGCGCCCAGAGGCAGAAAGAAGAAGAAGCUCGUGUUCGUGAAGAAGCAGAGAGGGUCCGGCAGGAACGAGAGAAGCAUUUCCAGAGAGAGGAGCAGGAGCGCCUGGAGAGAAAAAAGCGACUUGAGGAGAUUAUGAAAAGAACCAGGAGAACAGAAGCUACAGAUAAGAAAACCAUUGAUCAGAGAAAUGGCGAUAUAGCCAAGGGAGCUCUUGCUGGAGGAACAGAGGUAUCUGCGCUUCCAUGUACAACGAACGCUCCGGGAAAUGGAGAGCCAGUUGCCAGCCCACAUGUGGUUACCUCACACCAAUCAAAAGUGACAGUGGAGAGCACUCCCGACUUGGAAAAACAACCAAAUGAAAAUGGAGUAUCUGUUCAGAAUGAAAAUUUUGAAGAAAUUAUAAACUUACCCAUUGGAUCUAAACCAUCCAGAUUAGAUGUCACCAAUAGUGAGAGCCCAGAAAUUCCUUUGAAUCCGAUUUUGGCCUUUGAUGAUGAAGGGACACUUGGGCCCCUGCCUCAGGUAGAUGGUGUCCAAACACAACAGACUGCAGAAGUUAUAUGAGUAUUUCUUCUGAAGAACCAAAGCUGAAAUUUAAUGAGAAUUUCUACAAUUAAUGGAAUUCCUUUCAUGCUAUAAAGGAGCAUCCCCUCCUCCAGUUUUCUAAAGAGCUCUUGACCAUCAUUUUGAAAAGAUUUAUUAAAAAUAACUAAAGACAACAGACGAUAGCUUUUCUAAUAAUUUUCAUCAAUAGAAAAAAGGAAAUACUUCUCAUUCUUCAAUACUUUCAAAUGGCUUUUUCCAGUGUGCUCCUUCUUAGCAAAUCAAUAUUUUUCUGCAUUCUUUAAAAGACAAGAGCAUUUGGCUAUAAAAGAAACGGGCUGACUAAGCAUGAUUUUUUUGGUCUUAAAAGCUUCACAUGUAAAAUUGGCAAAAAAAAAAAAUUUUAUCUUUUAUAAUAUAAUACUUGAAAAAUAAGUACCUCUUUGCUCUACAAGUAGAAUGAAUGGGGAAGAGUUUAAACCUGUUUGUUUAAAUAUUAUUGCAAAGAACUCUAUUUGUAGAGGCAAAUUAUAGGCAGAUUACCAGGUUCUUAUAAAUACAACUUGUACAUGGACAUUCUGCAAACAGCUGUCACAUUUUUCUUGCAACUCCUUUUGCAAAAGUAUACUAAAAUGUUUUAAAAUAUGGAAAAAAAAUUAUUUUUUCAGAGCAAGAAAAUAAUUUACUGUCCUCUUAAUGUAUUUAUAAAGUUUUUCCAUAUGAACUAAUCAAAUAAGUUAGAACAAUGUGACAACAUUACAAAUUUAAUUUGUUAGAUGCAUUCCUUCUAAUGUUACAUGAGAGAAUGUUACUGAUGAUUCAGGGCUCUUUCUGAAGUCUGUGUGUUGCUGCUGUCCCCAGUGAUGGUGGACUUAUCUUUGCCUUACCUGAUCACGAAUUAUGUUGGGGAAAAUAAAGAUUUAAUAUUUCUUUAAAUAAAAAAGAAUUUGGUUUUGCUCGUUUAAGAGCAAUGAAAAACAUGAUGGAAUGUUGACUGUGUUUGGCACACAGGACACGGCCCUUGAUGGAAGUCCUUGUUCUGCGUGGCACCUGUCAGCUUUCACCUUUCAUUCUUAUUCUUCACUUUUGCUGCUGAGCCUGGCUGUAUAAACUUGCACUUUCAUUUGCUAAUAUAAAUUCAAUUUUAUUUUACCAUAUUAGAGACUACUAAUUAUUAAAUGUAGAAGAAGAGGGCGUACAUGUUUUUACGUGGAGUGUUAAAAGUAAAUUUAUACCACUGUAAUGUGCAGGUUUUAUUAAAAGAGAAAUUGGUUAAACUGCUAGGUUGAAUGAGACUUUAUCUAUUGGACUUUUUUUUUUAAUCCAAGCAUAUGGUCUUUAGUAACAGCUUGUAAUUUGUUAAAACGUUCAUUUGGGGGUUUUCCCUAUUUUCAGUUGUCCAUGUACACAGUCAUUAUAUUAAAAAAGAAAUCUGUUCAACAAAGUUGUUUUAUUUGUUUAAAUCAACGUAGCAUGAAACACCAAAUAAAAUGUUGACAUAGUU
This is a messenger RNA of Sapajus apella (tufted capuchin), 6351 nucleotides long. RefSeq names its product microtubule associated protein 7 (gene MAP7). The record is from RefSeq and is a predicted model, not a curated record. The transcript has 19 exons. Gene Ontology annotation, biological process: microtubule cytoskeleton organization. NCBI's taxonomy places the organism in Eukaryota, Metazoa, Chordata, Mammalia, Primates, Cebidae. Bases 2508 to 4868 code for a protein of 786 amino acids. Gene Ontology annotation, cellular component: microtubule cytoskeleton.